GACUUUUUAAACUUUCUGACCAGUAUGGUAAUCCAUGUAUUUGCUGUGUUGUGUCCGAUGCAGCUCCAGUCGCAUUUCCUAUGGAGAUACGGUACCGCCCCAUCCUGGAGAGUUUGGUUCCGCCUGAUCCCAUGUCCCAGUUCAAGCUGAAGAGACGGUCUCCUGAGGAGGAGUUUCCUGACCUGUGCAGGAAUUACACUUGGAUGGGACGGAUCCUCACACCAGCCAUGUACUGCCGACAGUUCAACCGCUGCACCCACAGCGGAGUCAUCUUUGAUGAUGUAAUCCGUCCAGGCAUUGAGGAACCAGGUGACUGCUCAGGUCCUGCAUCUGUUGGCUGUGUCGCCGGUGACGCCCAGUCCUACAUCCUGUUCUGUGACUUCUUUGAUCGAAUAAUCGAAGCUUAUCAUGAACACAAGGUCACCAACCAAACUCCAGAGAGUGACUGCAACUUUGACAACCUAAAGGGUGGGGAUGACUUCGACACUACAUAUGCUGUACAUUGUGAGGUCAGUGCUGUUCGAGGUAUAGAAGACUUCUGCUUUCCAACACACUGCAGCCGAGGCGAGCGGAGACGGCUCCUCUCGCUGGCCAGAAGAGCUCUGCAGCGACUGGAGGACGAGCUGCCAGGAUGUCUCUUCAUGCUGGAGGAACUAAACCCAGAGCAGCAGAAGAAGCUGAACCUAAACCCUCCAUCAUACUCGCAGCUCCGUACCGGUGUGGCCCGGGACUGGCCUGACGCUAGAGCAGUCUGGGUGAGUAAAGAUGGCCGCUUGGUGGUCUGGGUUAACAUGGAGGACCACCUCAGGCUGGUAUCAGCACGGGACGAUGCUAAUGUGGCUGAAGCUUUUAAAUGCAUCUGCAUCAAUCUGCAGAGGCUAGAGGAGUACUAUCGAGAGCUCAGGCACCCGUUCAUCUAUAAGCAGCAGCUGGGAUGGGUGACCAGUUCCCCGGCUGAUGUGGGAACAGGUCUGAGGGUCAACGUCUACAUGAAGCUGCGACUCCUUCCUCAACACAAACGUCUCCAAGAUGUCCUGAAGAGACUGAGGAUUCACAUGAACAAAACAGAAUCUCUGACAGUGUAUCGCGUGAGCAACGCCAUCACUUUUGGCCUGAGUGAAGUGGAACUUACUCAGCUGGUGGUAGACGGGGUCAAACUGCUCAUCACCAUGGAGAAAAGGCUGGAGGCAGACCAAGACAUCGACAAGCUCGUUCCUACGCAGAAGUAGGACUGGAUUUGUAGGACUAAUAUUUGUCCUCUUAAACCUUCAAAACCGUUGGGUGUACCAGCACUCCUGACAGGAUUGCCAGCGUGCACAAUGUCAGGAGCAACUUUAAGACUGUGGGUUUUAAAGGGUUAAAGCAUCAUGAGAUGAUUUUUGUUCUGAAUUGGUGCUCUCAGUGAAUCAAACUGAAGGUCUGGAGGAUGACUGCGUAUCUAUUCAAGUUCUCAGGAGGAGUUUAGGAUUAGAAUGAGUUUGAGGUGAGUGUAGUUACAGCUCAUUUUCAUUAGUUUAGUGCCUCGAUUUAACUUUUCGUUAUAUGUAUUUUGUAAAACAGAGAACAGACUGAGACAUUUCUGUGAGAUGAAUUUAACUUUCUAAACAGAACCAAAGUGACUGGACAUCACCACCGCUGCAUGAACCAGUGGAAUAAAGAUCCUUACUGUGA
Melanotaenia boesemani (Boeseman's rainbowfish) is the source of this 1671-nucleotide messenger RNA. Its product is annotated as zgc:172076. Gene Ontology annotation, molecular function: creatine kinase activity. The record is from RefSeq and is a predicted model, not a curated record. Bases 81 to 1229 code for a protein of 382 amino acids. Lineage: Eukaryota; Metazoa; Chordata; Actinopteri; Atheriniformes; Melanotaeniidae. Gene Ontology annotation, biological process: phosphocreatine biosynthetic process. The transcript has 8 exons.